CUUAACUGUUAAUAGAUGGCGGCACUUAUUAACUUUUGUUGUACACGUGACAUCAAAUAUCAGGGUAACUCGUGUACCGUUUCAUCAUGUCGGACGCUGAGUGGGAAAACGAUGAUUUCGAGCCUCCUCCAGUUGUUACCGUUCCACUGAUGAAUGACAGAUGGGAAGGGGAAGACGAAGAUGAUGUCAAGGAAAAUUGGGAAGAUGAAGAUGAAGAUGAUGAAGUUAAAGAUAAGGAAGAGAAAGAAACAGAAUCAGUAAAAGCCACCCAACCCAAGAAGAAGAAGACAAUAAACCAGAUAUUAGCUGAAAAAGAAGAGAAAAAAUUGAAAAAACUGGAAGAAAAAGUAAAAAAAGAAGAAGAAAGCAAGAAACAACUAUCACCCGAAGAAAUAUAUGCAGAAAAAUUAAAACAACGAGAGAUGCAAGAAAAAGCAGAUUUGGAAUUAGCAAAAGAUGCUUUUGGUGAGAAAGAAAUAAGUCAAGGAGUAAUAGAUUCAAUGUUACCAUCAACAAAGGAAGAAUUUGAUGAGUUUAGGAAAGCACUUGUAACAAAAAUCUCUCAGGUUGAGAAAUCAACUCAUUACAUAUUAUUUCUGGAUGAUCUUUUUAGGGAAUUGACUGUAAAUUUGGAAGCAGAUGAUGUGAAAAAAUUAACUAGUACCUUGAAUGCAAUGGCAAAUGAGAAAGUGAAAGCACAAAAGGUUGGAAAACAUAAAAAGAAGGCGAAAAAGGCGAGUGUCAAUGUGGGAAAAGGACUAGACGAUCUUGGAUAUGCAGAUUAUGCUGAUGAAUACGAAGAUUUUAUAUAAUAAUGGACAAAUUGAUGAUCCACUAGGUUCUCUUUGAGAUGCACUACUCAGCGUUGUAAUAUCUCCAACAACAGUGAUGAAUCGUUUCUUUACCUAAUAAAUUUAUUAUUAAAAAACUUUGAUCAUUAGAAAGUCUUUUUGUGUAUGUGGUACAAGAAGCAGCUUAUCAUGACAGUGUAUUUCAAACUUAGAUACACCUGUUUUCUUAGUACAUAUUUUUGUAGAGAAAACAAAAAGUAAAAAAAAAAAAAUCUGCCUCAUUAAUGUAUGCACAGUUUUGUUUUGCAUGAGAUGGUGGUGCUACCAUUUUAACUCAGCUUUGAAAAGCCUGUCAUUUAACAUAAUGAAAUGCUAGAAUUCGGUGUAACUAAAGAGUGACUUGUUAAACUGGAGAGAAAAAUACACACUUCAUUUUCAGAGUGACAAUUAUUUUAAAGAUAAUUGUGUGACCCAGACAGUUUAUUAUUUUGAAAUAAGUUUGAACUCAUAUUUAUGAACAGUUUUAUGCUGAUGGACAUGUUGACUAGAAAGUUGGCAUAAUGAAGGCAUGUAAUUCAAAACUAAUAAAUUCAAUUCAAAAUCUUGUA
Messenger RNA from Limulus polyphemus (Atlantic horseshoe crab), 1399 nucleotides. Its product is annotated as eukaryotic translation initiation factor 3 subunit J-like. Gene Ontology annotation, molecular function: translation initiation factor activity. Lineage: Eukaryota; Metazoa; Arthropoda; Merostomata; Xiphosura; Limulidae. The coding region runs from base 87 to 812 and encodes 241 amino acids. Gene Ontology annotation, cellular component: cytoplasm; eukaryotic translation initiation factor 3 complex. The transcript is spliced from 9 exons. The record is from RefSeq and is a predicted model, not a curated record.